UGAAAAGCCUCCCCGGAUGUGCUCCUCUGACAGUAGGAGCCGUUAAAGCUGAGCUGUUAGUUUGUUCAGAUUGUUUCCGUCGACGACUUUACCCGAGUGUGAGCGAGCAGACAGACACGGAGGAUUUACACACAUCAGGAGGAGAACUCCCAGACAGUCUUCUUCUCUCCCUCCAGGACAGCCUGCUUUAAAAAAGAAGAAGAAGAAGAAGAAGAAGAAGAAGAAGAAGAAGUCGACGCCAUGGAUCCCGCCAGCCAAGAUAUCAACCUGAACUCUCCUAACAAGGGCCUCACUGUGGAGCACCCAGACACCCUCUCCGACGUGCCGGUGGAGGGAGCGGUGGGAAACGCGGUCAACCCUCUCCCCCCCGGCCUGACGGAGGAGGAGGCCGAGGAGCUCCGCAUCGAGCUCACAAAGGUGGAGGAGGAGAUCAACACCCUGCGCCAGGUCCUGUCAGCCAAAGAGAGACACUCCACAGAGCUGAAGAGGAAACUCGGCCUCAGCCCGCUCAACGAACUCAAGCAGAACCUCACCAAGGGCUGGCAAGACGUACAGACCUCCAACGCGUACGUAUUGAUCAACACGGUGCUUUUAAAGUGUGUUUAAUAUAUUGUUAUAUUC
Notolabrus celidotus (New Zealand spotty) is the source of this 621-nucleotide messenger RNA. RefSeq names its product tumor protein D54-like. Bases 241 to 606 code for a protein of 121 amino acids. The transcript is spliced from 3 exons. The record is from RefSeq and is a predicted model, not a curated record. Gene Ontology annotation, cellular component: cytoplasm. Lineage: Eukaryota; Metazoa; Chordata; Actinopteri; Labriformes; Labridae.